GUUCUUCAAUUCAUCAACAAUCACUGAACUACAAUCACUAGUGCGUGUUAACCGUAAACAAUGGCACAACCCAUUUACGCGGCUUACACACCUUCACCCUAUCCAGUUUCUGUGAUAGGGUCUCAGUUUAUAGCACCAUAUCCAUUUGAAGCCAUAAUUGUCAUAAAUUCUAGUGGAGAUCUUUUGAUCACAGAUGUUAACCAUAAAAUAUUGUUCAAGGUAAAACCAUGCAACACAAACUACCAUAACCAACGUGUGCUACUUGAUGUUGAUGACAGGCCCAUAGUUUUGAUGCGCGAAAAGACCUGGACUGUACAUAAUGGAUGGAAAGUGUUUAAGGGUGACAGUAACUCCGAUUCAGAUUUGAUUUUCAGCACAAAAACACCAAAGAUCAUACAGUCCAAGACGAACGUUCAUGUGUUCUUGGGGAGCAACACUAGUAGCAAGGGUACUUGUGAUUUUAAGAUCACAGGAAGCUGGUCAAAGAGAAGUUGCGCUAUUUAUGUAGGAGAUUCUUCAACAGUCAUAGCACAAAUGCACAAGAUGGAACCGCCAGAGAGUGUUGGGUUUGUGAAGGACAAAUUCAUGGUUACAAUUUAUCCAUAUGUGGAUUAUGCAUUUGUGGUUACACUUAUUGCAAUUGUUGAAGCUAUGAAUAGCUCAGAUGCGGAUGAUGAUGUUAUUGAGGAAGUUAUUGGUUCAGUUUUUGGCUAGAUGUUUUGGAAAUCUCAAGAACUUAUGUAUGAUUUGCAUAAAUAUUUAUUGUGACGAUUCACUCAACAAAUUUAUCAAACAAAUUUAUUAUCCA
This is a messenger RNA of Helianthus annuus (common sunflower), 808 nucleotides long. Its product is annotated as protein LURP-one-related 10. The transcript has 3 exons. Bases 61 to 714 code for a protein of 217 amino acids. NCBI's taxonomy places the organism in Eukaryota, Viridiplantae, Streptophyta, Magnoliopsida, Asterales, Asteraceae. The record is from RefSeq and is a predicted model, not a curated record.